AUGAGUUCCUACCAGCAGAAGCAACCCUUUGUCCCACCUCCUCAACCUCAGGAGAAGCAGAUGAAACAACCCUCCCAACCUCCACCACAAGCGCAAUUUGUUCCCGUAAACACGGAGCCAGGCAACCAAAAUAUUCCACAACCUGGAAAUACCAAGAUUCCAGAGCCAUGCCAUACCAAAGUUCCUGAGUCAGGCUAUACCAAGGUCCCAGACCAGGGAGACACGGUAGUUCCUGAGCCAGGCUGCACCACAGUCUCUAGGCCAGGCACUACCAGCAUUGUUGAGCCAGGCUGCACCACAGUCUCUGGGCCAUGCAGUACCAAUAUUGUUGAGCCAGGCUGCACCACAGUCUCUCAACCAGGGUAUACCAAGGUUCCUGAGCAGGGCUACUCCAAAGUACCAGAGCCAAGCCAGUCUAAGGUUUCUGAGGUCUACCCCUCAGUGGUCACCUCAGGCCAAGCUCAGAAGACCAAGCAGAAGUAA
Molecule: messenger RNA, 483 nt
Organism: Castor canadensis (American beaver)
Lineage: Eukaryota; Metazoa; Chordata; Mammalia; Rodentia; Castoridae
Source: RefSeq, a predicted model, not a curated record